AUGGAUGAUCUGUGUUGUGCCCAUGACUUCGAUCUUAAAACCCGGGAAAGGAUCGAGAUUCACUUGCUGCGGAGUGCCGAAGGCAGCUUCCUGUGGGUGGGAUUUGUGGUCAAUGAGAUGAUGACAUUGGAAACUCACACCGAGAUUCUUGAUACAAUGAAGAGGAUCCCGAGGGGACUGCCUGAGAUGUACAGCCGAAUACUCGCCCAAAUCAAACAGAAGCACCAGAAGUUCGUACCGAUAGUGGUGACUCUCCUCCACUGGCUCGCCGUUUCCACAAAGUCACUGAGUCCUAGCGAACUCCUCGCUGUGCUGGCUCAUGACAAGAUAGUCAUAGGACUGAAAACAAUUCAAGAUCUGAUCAAGAUCUGUGGCGGGUUUCUUCAAAUAUACAGCAAUGACAAGUACGGUCGUUCUGGCAAUGUCACACUAGUUCAUCAGUCUGCAAAGGAAUAUCUCGCGACCAACUCCGACCCCGAAUUGGAAGAGUUCUGGUUUGCUGAAGAUCUAGCACACUUUUACAUUGCCAAUAGAUGCCUCGAGCGUCUCGAGUCGAUCCCUGAUUUAGGAUAUAGGGCGACAAAUCUCCUAUCAGAUUCCUCGAGAUGGACGAUGAGUUUAUUUUUAGGAUAUUUUCCAGGAAGACACCCAAAGAACUUUUCAUCAACAAUCCAAAAUUUCCCCCCUGAUCAGGCUGAGCUGGCGAAAGUCAACUUCUACCUCCCCUAUUCUCGAAACCAUUGGGAAACGCUAUUCCGAGGUCGUGCAAACAUUGUUCAAGUAAACAGAAAUGCGAACCUCCAGGCCAACCCGAAUAUUGCCAACCUACUUCUCGACGCUGGUGCCGACGAGAAUGGCGAUGACCAAGGGAAAACGGUCCACUUGUUGACCAUGUGCUGGCACAAGGGGAUGAAAAUCUGCUGCGCAUUAAAGAUAUCAACACUCCGCGAGACGAUUCGGGCAUCUGCAGGACAAUCAUGGUAG
This is a messenger RNA of Penicillium concentricum, 984 nucleotides long. RefSeq lists its product as uncharacterized. The record is from RefSeq and is a predicted model, not a curated record. NCBI's taxonomy places the organism in Eukaryota, Fungi, Ascomycota, Eurotiomycetes, Eurotiales, Aspergillaceae. The transcript is spliced from 2 exons. The coding region runs from base 1 to 984 and encodes 327 amino acids.